This is a messenger RNA of Podospora pseudopauciseta, 2018 nucleotides long. RefSeq lists its product as uncharacterized. Lineage: Eukaryota; Fungi; Ascomycota; Sordariomycetes; Sordariales; Podosporaceae. The coding region runs from base 690 to 2018 and encodes 442 amino acids. The transcript is spliced from 3 exons. Gene Ontology annotation, molecular function: protein binding. The record is from RefSeq and is a predicted model, not a curated record. Gene Ontology annotation, cellular component: cytoplasm.
UGGCCGUGUCUGGGCAACCAGCAGAAUGGGAAACAUCGAUCAUUCAUGAUUGAGAGAUUCCGCACCCGCUGAUAACAGACUGAUACCCCAGGUGCGCGGGUCAGCUGUUGGUGGGCAUGGAUGAUGGGACCCCCCUGUAGUUGCAUGUUUAGCGCUCUGCAGCCACCGCUCAGGGUGUGAGUGGCCCCUGGCCCGCUUGGGUUCGGCGGACCCUUGUUCCUAGCGACCAGCUACAGGAUUCCAAUUCACCCGUUUUGACGAGUUUCGCAAUCAAGAGGGACGGUACGGUACAAAUCUGUCUCGCGGCCAUUGAAUACAUAUCAGAGCCCUCACUCUCUUUUCCCAGACUCUACCUCUGGCCUCUCUUUUAUUCGCCUUCCUCGACUGCAUAUGACCCUGUUCCCGUCCCGAAGCAGUGCUUCCCAACCUUUUGCCUUUCUUAAUCGGCUGCCGUCAUUGUAACACGGAGGAACGUCACUCAUUACGGAUACCACACCACAACCCAACCACCACGACUAAUUCAAGAGGUUGGAGCAGCCGAGCUGUGCGCUGGCAAUUUCCACCGGGAGACACCCAUAAGGACACUAUCCGCCAUCUGUCCCACUGCUGAUAGGACAUUUCUCCUCUUUUUCCUCAUCUGCACAACUCACCUAUACCGCCAUCUACAACGUACACACCAGACCCUCAUCAUGAAUAUUGGCAAGAAGUUCGACCGCGCCUUCCAAUGGGCCGGCGAGAAGAUGGGCAGUGAAGCAAAGACUACCAUGUCUGAUGACUUCAAGCAGCUCGAAAUGGAGAUGGCUCUUCGUUUUGAGGGCAUGGAACGCCUCCAAAGGUCAAUGAAUCAAUACGUCAAAUGGGUUGGCCGCCGUGUCGAGGCUGCGGAAGACAGAGAGAAGGGCCUCCCAGCUGCCUAUCUGGGCCGCACAAUGGUUGCACACGGCGAGGAGUUCCAACCAGACUCCGACUUUGGCAACUGCCUCAUAACGAUGGGUCGGGCCAACGAGAGGGUUUCCGCAAUCCAGGAGGCUUAUGUUGGGGAGGCCACAACAACCUGGCUGGAGUCGCUGGAGAGGUCGCUGGCUAUGAUGAAGGAGUAUCAGGCUGCCCGCAAGAAGCUCGAGAACCGCCGCCUUGCGUACGACGCCAGCAUCUCCAAGUCCCAGAAGGCCAAGCGAGAUGACUUCAGAAUCGACGACGAGCUUCGCGCCGCCAAGGCCAAAUACGAGGAAUCUUCCGAGGACGUUGGGCGCCGUAUGCAGGACAUUCGGGAUGCUGAAGCCGACAGCGUACGGGAUUUGACGCAGUUCUUGGACGCCGAGCUCGACUACCAUGAGCGGUGUGCCGAGGAACUCAGACGUGUUCGCCAAAACUGGCCAGGAGCACCGGUACCCGGAGGCAUGAGCACAUAUGGCAGUAUAGAACGGCGCCCAACAACCGGCCGUGCCAGGUCGAAUACGGCGCAGAGCUUCUCUGAGCGUGCUCCUCGGGUGAGCAGCCAGAAGAUCUACGAGUCCGACGAGACCGAAUCGAGCGCACCACCUGUCCGCAUGCCUGCGUCUCGUACUGGACGUAUCGGCCUUCCAGUUCAACCUCAAAAUCAGCAAGACGGUACGGUUCGCCCCACCAUCAGCAAGGCUAGUACUUUCCAGGGCGGUGCGAGUCUGGAGCGAGAGCGUAUCGGCGGAGGUCGGAUAUCCGGCGCCAGCACUCCAAGCUCGGUGUACGGCGUCAACCAAAACAUCCCCAACGUCAGCAACUUGCGUGGCCAGUUGCGCCCUGUUAACAAGAUCGUGACCACCAAGGACGAUGUGUUUGGCGACCGGGAUGACGACACGAGCGAUACGGGAAGCCCGGAUUGGGGCCGUAGCUCAAGUCCCGCCACCAGUGUAGGGAGCGCGAGUCUUACACGCACGUCUAGUUAUCCUGUCGUGAAGAAGGCUCCACCGCCGCCUCCUCCGAGCAGAUCCAAGAAGCCUGCUCCUCCAGUACCAGCGAGACGGGAGGUUGGUUACUAG